UCUACCCUAUCUUCAACUUGCCGUUCUUCAAAAAAAAUGGGGCUGUUCUUUUCUCGUGUAAGGUCCCGUGCUUUGAUGUUGAUGUCAAUAAUCUCCGUUUGCACUUUAUCAGAUUGCUAUGAUCCUUUGGAUCCCAACGGGAACAUUACAGUUACUUUUGACAUUAAUCAAUGGACACGAGAUGGCUAUAUGGCAAGGGUAACAAUUCAAAAUUACUAUCAAUAUCGCCAUGUAGAUAAAUCUGGUUGGAAAUUGGGUUGGACAUGGGCUAAUAAUGAGACCAUCUGGUCUAUGUCUGGCGCUUUUGCCACUACACAAGGGAACUGUUCAUCGUUCAAGUUCCAGAUCCCGCACUCCUGCCAGAAAAGCCCUGUCAUUGCUGAUCUCAUGCCAGAUGCCCUGCCAGAAAACAGAACAGAUGAUUGUUGUAAAGGUGGCCUUCUUGCUGCUUGGGCUAUCAACCCUUCUAAGUCAUUCUCCUCCUUUGAAAUGAUGGUUGGCAACUUGGGGGCGAAUCCUAAGGUUCAAGCACCAGUCAAUCUUACUUUAAUGACUCCAGGUCCUGGAUACACUUGUGGCUUAGUUGAGGACACUGAUCCCACAGUUUCUUCUGAUAUUGGGGGUAAAAGACAACUCCAAGCUUAUAGAACGUGGAAAUCAACAUGUACUUAUUCCAGCUUUGUUGCCAAUCAAUCACCGAUAUGCUGUGUUUCACUCUCAACAUUUUACAAUCCCAAGGUCACAUCAUGCCCUAGUUGCAGCUGUGGAUGCAGAGAUGUCGAUACAAAUACAAUUUCAUGCGUAAGAGAAGGUUUUUUUUCUGCACCAGAGUCAGGUCCUUUGGAUAAUUAUGACAUAGUGCAAUGCACUGAUCAUAUGUGCCCAGUUCGAAUUCACUGGCAUGUUAUGAAAAAUUACUUUACACAUUGGAAAGUAAAGCUGACCAUCUCAAACUACAAUUACAAAAGAAACUAUUCAAACUGGAAUGUGCUGGUUCAGCAUCCUGGUUUCAGCCAGAAUACAACAGCAUAUAGCUUUAUCAGUACAAUGCUUCCUUCUUUUGGAUUCUCAGAUGAUGUUGCUCUAUUUUGGGGAAUUGAAUACUAUAAUAAUGAGCUGGUAAAUGCCGAUAAGGAUCAAUUGGGUGCAGUAUCCACACAGAUUUUACUGAGGAAGGAUUUAGAUUCCUUUACACUUGGAAACGGAUGGGCACUACCUCGAAGAGUAUAUUUCAAUGGGGAGAACUGUCAGAUGCCUCUUCCAGACAUUUUCCCCACGCUACCAAAUGGCAGCUUCAGCUUGAAACCUGCUCAUCCCCUUUUCCUUCUUUUGAUCCAUCUUGCUUUCAAGACAUUUGUUACCUGGCUCUGAUAAAUAAAGCACUGUAAUGUUUUCUUCCUGCAUCAAAAUUUUGAGCCAUCUUGAUGUAUUGAGUGUCAAAGGGUGAAACUUUUGUACAUGUUUGCCUUAAAUUCAUGCAAAGUGUAAACGUCUGAUAAUCUCUUGGGCUUCCGGCUCGAGGACAAGGUCAUAAUUCAUUGUAAGGUCUGACUUUUUUCCGGUGUGUCCAUGCAUUGACAAAUUGAUUGUACUAUUUGUUCGUUAAUGUGACUAGAUAGAUGUUCCAGCUAACAAAUGUUUAAAUUAUGGCACCUCUUUCCCUCAAAUUUAGAUAUUGGUCAGUUGGUUCUCCAUCUGCUUUUCUUCUAACUUCUAGACUAUCCCA
This is a messenger RNA of Durio zibethinus, 1726 nucleotides long. RefSeq names its product COBRA-like protein 1. Gene Ontology annotation, molecular function: carbohydrate binding. The record is from RefSeq and is a predicted model, not a curated record. Gene Ontology annotation, biological process: cellulose microfibril organization; plant-type cell wall cellulose biosynthetic process. Lineage: Eukaryota; Viridiplantae; Streptophyta; Magnoliopsida; Malvales; Malvaceae. Gene Ontology annotation, cellular component: plasma membrane.